AUGAGGUUUACUCCUAGUGUGCUGUUGGAUGCACCUGAAUACUAUGUGGAUCAUCUGAAUGGGAAACACGACGUGGAUAAGUGCACGAUUCUUCGAAAUUUGCAGCUAGAGACUGAUACAGAGUCGAUGCCGUCGAGUUUGAAACGACUGUCUAAACCAACGCAUAUAUUGGAUCUUACGAACAAUGAGCUUGUUGCUAUACCCGAUCUGCGAGAUAGGAGCGACAUCCAUACGGUUCUACUGUCGCGAAACCAGAUCACGGCUACGAAUGGCAGGUUGUUGCCCGGCAGGAUACGCAAUUUGGUGGUUGCGAAUAAUAAUAUUUCUACAUUGGAGCAGCUGAACGGUUUGAAGAACGCACCUGGCAGCCUGGAAACCCUGGUGCUUCGGGGGAAUCAAGUCUGCCAUCUACAGGGCUACCGGGAACAUGUGCUUCGAGCGGUGCCGAACCUUACGGUACUGGACUUUGAGAGAGUUACGCAAGAGGAGCGAGUUCGUUCAAGAGAGACACAAGAAAUCGACAUUGCUAGCGAAGCUGUGGCCACCGGCGUCAAGAGAGAUAAAUCGUUGGAGAUCGCGGAUCUUGUUGUCAGCAAGAUGAGCGAGGAAAGAAAGAACGAGCUGAAAGCUCAGUUGGCAAGCGCUACUUCGUUAGCAGAAAUAGCUCGCAUCGAGAAGCUUCUCGCCGGCGGCGUCUGA
Messenger RNA from Torulaspora globosa, 699 nucleotides. RefSeq names its product U2 snRNP complex subunit LEA1 (gene LEA1). Gene Ontology annotation, cellular component: U2 snRNP. Gene Ontology annotation, biological process: mRNA splicing, via spliceosome. The record is from RefSeq and is a predicted model, not a curated record. The transcript has a single exon. Lineage: Eukaryota; Fungi; Ascomycota; Saccharomycetes; Saccharomycetales; Saccharomycetaceae. Gene Ontology annotation, molecular function: protein binding; U2 snRNA binding. Bases 1 to 699 code for a protein of 232 amino acids.